Molecule: messenger RNA, 3024 nt
Organism: Echinococcus granulosus
Lineage: Eukaryota; Metazoa; Platyhelminthes; Cestoda; Cyclophyllidea; Taeniidae
Product: Putative ankyrin repeat protein
Exons: 13
Coding region: 1-3024 (1007 amino acids)
Molecular function (GO): protein binding
Source: RefSeq, a predicted model, not a curated record
AUGAGCCUUUACUUUGUCCUCUGUCCUCUCUUUUCUCCUCCACAGCAAGGCGAAACGGCGCUCCUGAUGGCAGUGCGACUGGGCUACCUGAGGUUGGUGCAACUCCUCCUCAUUCAUGGUGCCAAUCCUCGCCUGGCCAACAACAAUGGAACCACUCCGUUGCAUAUCGCUAGCAAACAAGGCAAUGAUGAAAUAUACAACCUCCUUGUCAGCUUUGGCGCCGAUCGCUAUGCUCGAGACUCGCUUGGAGACACUCCACCCAUAAGGCAACGUUUUAUCUUGGUUCCACAAUCAGAAACAUCUCCAAACAUUCGUCAGGCCUUCACGCUGCUUGAGCUUGUUAGCAAAGAUCCAAAUCUGCAGUUGGUAGUUGAAAUAAACCUCGAAAAGCAGAACCUAUGUGCUGACCGAAUAUCGCCCAGCUAUUGGCUGAGAAUCGUCAAGGUCGCUGCUCACGUACGCGGCUGCUCCGAGCCGAUUGGCUGCACUACCACUUUGGUAGCAGAGAAAUCCAGACUUCUCGAGGUCGAGGACAACACGCCGAUUUACCCACGCCAGAGGGGAGAACUCUACGUCAUAUGCCAUCAAAUCCUCCGAAUUGAGAGUAAUCUUCAGUUGCAGCAACGAAACCAAACUCCUCGAGACUUAAACAUGCUAGCCGGCCAGAAUCGCUACUUCUCUCCAUCGCCGCUGCUGAAUCGUUCGCCCACACCGAGUUGUUUGUCACCACCGCAGCGCAGCUCCUCGCCACGUGGACAGGGGGAAGUGGCGGAGCGGAUGCGCUACCUGCGUUCACAAUCGACCUCGUCGCUGCGCAAUCAGACCUCCCUAAUUGCGUCUCUACGCGAAACUCGCUCCCGCGCCAUGCAAUCGCAACAGACUUACAACUUCAAUCUAUCUGCUCCGCGCGCCAACACCACUAGUCCCUUCAAUGGCCGACCACGAGCUAGGAAACGUCCAAACGUCCUCGCGAGGUUUAACAUCUCCAGUGAGGGCUCCAGCUCCAAUUCUUCCCCUCCUCUUCUAUCACAGCAAGUACCAUCACAACCACAGGCGUCAAAAUCGCCCUCACCGCAGAUGAAUGGAAGCCCAGGAGGGGAGAAAUCUAUAACAAGUGAUCGGCCACCCAUCGCCCCGAAGUACAUCAAAGAGGUGAAAUCAAAGUCGGGCGUUAUUAUGUGCUAUGAGCCCGGAUCCAUCCGCGAGAGCUAUCCCUAUGAAAAUCCCGAUGCUCUACCAGCAGUUCAGAAGGGGGAUGUGGAGAAGGCUACCGAAGCGCUAAGAUGGGGAGCGAACGUAGAGGCACGUGACUGCCAUGGCAACACACUUCUGUUGAUUGCCGCGGAGGCGGGUAAUUUGGAAAUGGUUAAGCUACUUCUCAAGUACCAAGCUGAUGUCGAAGCGAAGGAUCUGGAGCUCCUCGACUCACCUCUACAUCGAGCAGCGAGUGGUGGCUUUUACGAGAUUGUGGCAGCUCUUCUUAGCCACGGUGCAGACCCGAACGCUCGAAACUACGACAAGGAAACGCCACUUCACAAGGCAAUUCGUACAGACGGUGAGAAGUGUGUCAAACUGUUAAUUGCCACGAAAGCCAACGUGAAUGCGCAGGAUGCAUUUGGUAUUACACCUUUGGCUCUGGCUGCAUCUAAGGGCAACCUGUACGCGCUCCAAUUGCUGCUGCAUUACGGAGCAGACCCGAGACUGAGGGACUAUCGGGGAACGAGCCCACUUAAAUGCGCCUUUGAGGCAAAGCGGUAUGAUAUAAUUUCUGCGUUAUCGACCGCUGGAGCCGAUGUAGAAGAGACAUGCCUACGUGGGCGCACAAUGCUACACGAAGCAGCGGCCAUGGGAGAUGCAACGAUGGUGCGAGUGCUGAUUGAGGUGGGAUUGCCGGUGAGCGCAACGGAUGAUCGGGGCAAUACGCCACUUCAUUUAGCUUGCAAACAUGGCCAAUAUGAUGCUGCUGAAUUGCUCCUUGAGGCCUACGCUCCGCUGCAUAAGAGAAAUGAGGCCGGAGAAACAGUACGUGAUCUGGCCGAGAAUUCGGGCAAUGCUGCACUCACCAUCGUUGACUUUCGCGAUCCAAAUGGUCAUGCUGACCUCUGGACCGCCAACAAAAGCAACAAGACUUUCCAAGAAUAUUAUUUAACGCAAUUGGAAUACUCCCUUACUCGUGUUGAUUUAAAACCAGAUGAAAAACCGGGGUUGAUUGAAAUUAUUUAUCGGUCUGAUCCCCGCCGUCGUCACAGACUCGUCCACGAUGGUGGGCACAUUGAAGUAAAAGUGGCAGUUUCUGUCAGGGACAUAGCAGCUCGGGGUCUCAGAGGUGGUCUCGCCUUUGAAAGCGAAAUUUCAUUCCACAAAUUGACCAUCCUCCAUCCUGACUCAAAGCUCGGCGUUGGUGUUCUGCUAUUUUCUAAUCUUAGCCUCUCGCCCACCGGUGAUUUCCUUGAGACUACUCAUUUGGUACCAUCAUUGUCGCCCUCUAGUGAAAAUGCACCAAAGAGGGUUUCUUACGUCCACCUGGAAAGUGAAAGCUUGAAGUCCGUAUUUCCAGGGGCUGAAAUAACCACAUCCCUCGAGGCUUUAAGACAGCCCUCACUCACUCGCACUCCUGUCCUCUUUCGCCCGAGUCCUGUGGCUCACUUGAAGUCCGGGGAGGGGGGUAGCAAACCCAUACUCGUGUUGGCGGGCCCGCGCUUACCCCUUGAAAAAUCCAGUCAACGACGUCGACUGCAUCACUCACUGGCCAAGGCACUCUACGGCGUGGACUACGAGCAGUCCUACCAGAAGACCCGCAGUGGUAAAUGGAAGCACAAGCCUAUCGGCAUUCGCUUGCAGCACUUUGCGUUCUCAGUUCCUGGCCAACAGAUGGCCGACCAUGGGGCCUGGUCGAUGACUCUGACAGUGGACGUUGAGGAGAAGCCCGAUCUCGCGACUGCGGCUCAGUCGAACCAAACAGCACAGGGGCUCUACUAUUGGAGUCUCUUUUUAAUUAACUGGAUAUCGUCGCUCCAUGUGUAG